Messenger RNA from Podospora bellae-mahoneyi, 3708 nucleotides. RefSeq lists its product as uncharacterized. The record is from RefSeq and is a predicted model, not a curated record. The coding region runs from base 1 to 3708 and encodes 1235 amino acids. NCBI's taxonomy places the organism in Eukaryota, Fungi, Ascomycota, Sordariomycetes, Sordariales, Podosporaceae. The transcript has 5 exons.
AUGCGCACCAUUCACAGUCUUUUGUUGGCGCUGGCCAGCUUGGCAGUCCUUGUGAUGGCCGAGGGAAACGUUCUUUUCCCGUACAUGUACGGGCUGAACUAUACCGAGUACGACGAGGCAAAGAAGCUCGGUCUAACGCGUACUCCGAAAGCGUAUGCCUGCAAGUCGGAAGACGAAUGGAACAAGAUGACCACGGCCGACUUUGCCAAGUACAAGUCUAUUAUUGUUCCGGACUGCCUUUGCAACACGAGCCUGGACACGAUCAAGUUCCUGGACAAUACCAAGAAGGUCUGGUCGCCUGCCGUCACGGGCAACAUGGUGCUCAUCGGGACGGACCCCUCUUACCACUCCAAGUGGUACAAGCUCGCCGGUGCGUCGGCUAUGAUCCGGGAUUCCAUCAGCCUUGCUUCCACGGGCAAGAAUGGCACCGGCAUGUACUUUUCGCUGUCAUGCUACUACCAGAGCAACGCAGCUCCGACCACUAUCAAGGCUCUGUCGGAGAUAGGCGUCUUUAAAGUCCGGGGCAACUUGACAUGUCUGAACAAGGUGCACAUCGUCGCCACGGACGAUUCGAUGACGUCCCUUACCGAUGAGAUGGCGAGCAACUGGAACUGCAGUGCUCACGAGGUGUUUGCAGAGUACCCUACCGAAGGGAAUGGCGCCUUUGAGCCCUUGGCGAUCGCGCUCAACACGACUGGCCUGGGGCAGCGGACCUUUGCAGACGGCACGCAUGGAACACCGUACAUCAUUGCUCGCGGCGCAACACCACUUGGCUGCGGCAACAAUGUCACCGAGGCAGAGUACAACGAGGAGUGUGAUUAUGGCAAGGCCGUCAACGGGAUGCCAGAUAGCCUCUGCUCGUCAUCUUGCAAAUGCCUGUUUGGGAUGAUAUCGCCUGGUUUGUGUCGCGAAAACACCACGUCUAGUUCAUCGACGUCGAUAUCGAGCAGCAGCACCACCUUCCACAACACCAGCUCCAUUGCCCUGAGCACCGGUUCACCCACCAACAGCAGCCUCCCCACCAGCAUGCUCUACACCAACGCCUCCUCCCCGCAAACCAAAACCAGAAAACCACCCGUGACCAUCACAGUCUGGCCUUCUAGACCCCCAUGGGUUUCUUCCUCAAGCCAAGCCCCAACUCCAAGCACUGCAUCAUCCAACACCACCAGGAGCGACCCCGAUACGCCAACCGUCAUCGUUACCGCCUCCUGGCCCCCAUCACCAAGCUCGGAUGUCACCACGGACGCGGAGCCGGGCACGGUCAUCAUCACCGCCUCUAACGAUCCCGGCUCAGGGUCGCCGUCAUUUACCACCUCGACACCACCCGCCCCAUCCAGCUCACCGAGCAACUCUGAUGACUCCAGUGGCUCCCCAGAGACAGUUGUCGUCACCGCCUCGAAUAAUGCCACUGAAUCUGAACCUGGGACGGUGACGGUUUUGCCUCCCUCGGAAACACCAACAGGGUCGAUGGGAGGCACAUCAUCUGUCUCUUACCCAACAGUAACAGUAACAGCCGGCGGUCCGGACAGUGGGGGGCAAGUCUCCUCCUCAGCUUCAGGCUCUGAUACCCCCCCGGUGACGGUCACGGCUACGGCCGAAGUGCCAGGAGUGCCUGCUGAUGGGCAGAUUCCGACGCUUUCGGACACGACGUCUUAUCCGCCUGGGACUGAUGAGCCGAGUUGGUCUUUGACGACGACGACGACGGGGAGCGAACCGCAGGUUACAUUGACUGUGAGGCCUUCUGGGGAGUCGGGGUCCGGUGGUGCAAGUGGGUCUGAGACUGGGACUAUGGGAGGUUCUUCAUCACUGGGAUUGGAUUCAUCCAUGACUGGUUCCGGAACAAUGUCUGGCUCGGGGAAGCCAACCGUGACUGUGUACCCGAGUGGUCAGACUUCUGGCGGGGGAGAUGGGAAUGGGCCGGGGGCUAGCUCUGCACCGGGGGUCAGCUCUACACCGGGGCUUAGCUCCGCACCGGGAAGUUCGUCUUCGGGUGGGGAUGUAUCUGGGACGGCGUCGGGAAAGUCACAGUCAACGGUUACUGUUUAUCCCUCUGGUCAGAGUUCUGGCGCUGGGGAUGGUGAUAGCCCUGGGGUUAGUCCAGCACCAACAACUGCUUUAAGCUCAUCUCGAUCAACGGUUACCGUCUAUCCUUCUGGUCAAUCUUCAGGUGGCGGAGGUGCUGGAAACGGACCAAGUGCCAGUUCGGCAUCUGAAAGUUCCUCGGGCCCGUCUCGAUCAACAGUAACGGUGUAUCCUUCUGGUUCGUCCUCGGGCGGAGGAGAUUCUGGCAAUGGACCGGGUAUCAGCGAGACAAGAUCUACCAAGACCAUGACGGUUGGUGAAAGCUCCGCGACAGCGCCCGGAGCUCCUGAUUCUUCGAGCUCGACGAACAGAGGGUUGGGGAGUACGAGCUACAUAAGCGGCAGCCUGACAAACACCGCCACGGGAGGGGGUGGUAUGGGGACCGCAAGCGGGACGUCUGCGGUGUCUUCAGAGACGGGUGCUUCCGAUCCUUUGAGUGGGAGCUCGACUGGCGGCACUGGGUCGGCAACCGGGUCGGCAACUGGGUCUCCCGGAACUUCUGGCUCUGGUGGUCCUGCCUCAUCUGACUCGGCUACAGGCGGUGCCUCUGGCUCUGGCACCCCGGGCUCACCAAGCUCUUCCGGUUCACCAAACUCCUCCACUCCAUCAAACCCCCCCAGUCUAACAGGUUCAAUCACGACAUCAACACUAUCCGCCACACCCAGCACCCAGUCCAGCAGCGUUUCCACCUCUGAAACAGCCUCAGCCCCAUCAUCAAACCAACCCUCUGGUUCCAGCUCAGAAACCUCAUAUUCUCCCGGAGACACCUCCGCCACCUCCUCCAACCAAGGAGGCGCUACCACCAGCACACAAACAACAUCCAACUCAGGCAGCCUAUCCGGGUCAAACAUACCUCUUCCCACAUCAGACUGCGACUCCCUCUCCCCCUCCCCCUCCCCCUCCCCAACAUCACAAUGCGACACCUGGAUCGGCAUAGAAAUAAUCCACAUCAUCGAAAUAGUCGAAAUCUGCCCUUCCGGCUCAACAGUGACAGAAACAAAAACAGAACACCUCUCCACCCUCACCCGCCCCAUCUGCGCCACGCCAACCCCCUCCCAACCAUGCUACCCCUGCAUCUUCGGCACACCCUCCGCUUCAGAUGACAACUUCACCGUGACGGUGACGUCCUGCCCGGCGAACCCAAAGACUACCGUCACGGUCACGGCGCAGAUGUGUAGCACUUGUACUGUGACUACGUGGGUGGGGACCGUGCCGGGGCAUACUCCUGGGGGGGAGUGUCACGGCUGCUUGCCUCAUGCUAGUUCGACGGUGACGGAGACGGCUGCUGUCGAGACUGCUACCGAGGUGGUGACGCUGGGGAGUGUGGUGUCUGACCCAGCUGCUACCGGUUCUUCUGCUAUCGGUGGUGGUGGAGAGGGUUACGGUCCGCCACCCCCGGCAUCAGUCCCUCGCCCGGUGGCCACUGCCAGCUCUGUCCCUGCUGGUGGUUACGGUCCUCCCCCGCUGCCGGAUGUUCCUGUUGAUGGGGCGACAGCGAGCGAUUAUGCCCCGUACAAACCCUCGUCGACCAGCUCUGUGGUUACUGCUGCUGGGGUUGGAAGGAGCGGCCACAAUGCUGUUACGGGUGUGCUUGUUGGGCUGUUGGGGGCGGUCAUGGUCAUGUAA